Molecule: messenger RNA, 1770 nt
Organism: Perkinsus marinus ATCC 50983
Lineage: Eukaryota; Perkinsozoa; Perkinsida; Perkinsidae
Exons: 10
Coding region: 1-1770 (589 amino acids)
Biological process (GO): mRNA 3'-end processing
Cellular component (GO): mRNA cleavage stimulating factor complex
Molecular function (GO): RNA binding; protein binding
Source: RefSeq, a predicted model, not a curated record
AUGGCUGCUGCCUCUUCUACUUUCCAUCAUCAGGCGCCGGGCUCUUCCGCUGCUGCUUCUGGUGCGGCGGCUACGGGCGGGAAGAGACCCCCUCAGGUUGGGCUGAAUUUCAAAGCUCAGAAGUUAGGAUUCUAUCGCUAUGUGGUCUCCCAACUUUACGGUGAUGGCCUGAUGGACGAGGCAAAGUCCGUGGCGACACGGUUGAAUUUGAGCUUACCAGUGGAGCCGAGCAACGAGGAAAAUGACAACGGCAAUGCUCAGGGAGGUGCUAAUGUGAGCACUGAUCUUACCGUGGGGGGAGCCAUAGAAAAGGAUUUCCUUUAUGAUGUAUAUGCGGAUAGUAUAAGAAGGCAGGAAAAGGGGUUUGAAGCGAAUACAUGGAAGACGAUUAAGUGUCGACCCUAUCCACCGUUGUCGGCUCAUGAGGAGCAUCUUGAUCUGAGAAUUAGUUACAAGGAUAGACUGCAGGCCCAGUUGGAAGCUGAGGGAAGGGACCAGCCGUUUAGGGGGAGAGAGGUGGAUGAGAUGGACCUCGAUGACGAUGAUGAUGCUCCUCGAGGAGAGGUGUAUGAAGAGGAUAUGAUUACUGAGGAGGCAAAGAGGGUCACUAGACCGACUCCUGUGGUGCUGGAGACGGCGAAGAUGAGGAUGCAUGCGGUGGCAGGGGGAGAUGCGACACUGUUGAGAGCGGGGGAGAGGGACGAUGGACUCAGACCGGUGGUUCGAACCUAUUAUGACCAUGUUGGCACUGUCACCAGUGUCUCAUUUCAUCCUAGGCAGCCUAUACUGUUCAGUGGGAGCUACGACAAGACGUUGAAGGUCUAUGACUUGACUAAGCCUAACCAGAAUAAGCGAAUACGAUUCCUGCCUCAGGUGUAUCCGAUAAAUAAGGUUCAAGUUCACCCAUGUGGCGACUUUGUUUACGUUGGUACUCUGCACAGAGUCAUCCGUCUCUACGACACGAGGACGCUCCAAUGCUUUUCUGCCUACUACGGUGGGGGUUCGGGCAUUGGGGGCGGUGGUGGACAGCAUCACAACGGCAGUGUUUUGGAUAUCGCAUGUGCGAGUGACGGUAGCGUUUUUGCAUCAGCAGGGAGUGAUGGUCAUGUCCAUCUCUGGGACGGCGUGUCCAAUCGUCUUAUCAACAAGCUGCAUGGAGCGCCGGGUGGAGGAGGAUCCAGCCUGAAACCUCACUCGGGGCAUCCGGUGUUCACCGUCCAAUGGAGCCGCAACUGUCGUUAUCUCCUUACGAGCGGAGGGGACCAUCGAGCAAGGCUGUGGGACAUGAGGACGGGGAAGGAGCUUAUGGUGUAUUCUGGUGCGACGACUUCUACGGACUGUUCUUUCAUGACAGCCACGUUUGUUGGGAAUGAACAGUACAUUGCUACCACCUCGUCGAGAAUAGGAGAGUCUGAUAUGUGCCUCCUGGAUUCUCUCACUGGUAGACCAUUCAAUACUUCCUCUAUUCCGGACGGUGUGGUAUCAGGUGAUGUCCUCGUUCCUGCUGUAGGAGGACACUCUAGUCCAGUGAGAGCUGUUGCCGCAUCUCCUGUCGACAAGACCAUCAUCACGGGCUGCGAUGACAAUAAGGUUAGGUUCUUCGACAUCGUCAAAGGCACCAAAAACAUAUACGAGAUGGAGGAAGAAGGUAUCACGGGGAUAUCUCAAAGUCAGGCAGCUGCUGGUAUGGACAUGGACGAGACUGGUGCGGCUGUGGUGCCUCCUGAAGGUGGCGCGGCUAGAGGCUUCGUCGAGCACAUUGGUACUUAG